AUGAUUUACUCAGUUACUCGUCUGUUCUUCAUUGUUGUCGUUGUCGUUGUCGUUGUCCCUUCUGUCUCUGCCCACAUUGCCUUCUGGCAUCCGAGCAUGUGGGGCUUCAACGUCACAGACAAGGACCCAGCGUAUUCUUACGACAACCGUCCUGUUGUUCCCCUGGCGCGUAUGACGUUUGACAAGUGGUGGUUUCACAACCACCUUCGGUAUCCUCCGCACCCAAAUGAUGUCUUUGAACUGCCCGCUGGGAAAGCUGCCAUUGCAGAACUCGGGUGCAACAAAGGCGCGACGACAUGGUGGAAUUCGUCCGAAGGCGGAGAUGUUCGUCAGGGGGACUGGCCUUGCCCCGGAUCCACUUCUGCCCAGUUCCAUACUACAGGUAUCGACGACGUAAAAGGUUGUGCACUUGCCAUUGUUUAUGAAUCGGACGUCAGCAAGAUCAAACCAGAGGACUUUACAGUCUUUAGCGUCAACCAGACUUGCGUCUGGCACAGAUUCACCGCAUUCCAGGUUCCCGCUGACAUGCCUGCCUGUCCCGGCGGAAAAUGCACGUGUGCAUGGUUCUGGAUCCACUCUCCUGAUAGCGGUUCUGAACAGAUGUAUAUGAAUGCCUUCCAGUGCACAGUAGCGGGUUCUAAGCACGAUGCACCAGCUCUCAUGAAGCCUCAAGUUGCAAGACGCUGCGGAGCAGAUCCUGAACACGGAAUCACCCACUCCACCCCUAGCAACUGUACGCACGGGGCGAAGCAGCCAUUGUACUGGCUGCAAGAUGAAGACAACAACAUGUUUGAGGACUACAUGGGUCCUCCUUUUUAUAACGACCUUUAUGAUUUUAAAGAUGGAGCUCAGAACGACAUAUUCAUGACGAACACGAAAAAUGCUGUUCAGAGUCAAAAGCGGGAUAUGUAUCAGCCGUCUCGCUUCUCAAGGUUUUGGGGCAAUGAACUUCGUGCUUCGAGGGAGGCGAUGACAGAGGGCGUUUAGGAAGGAUGCAUCGUAUGCUUAACUUACCUUGUAAUUUGGAAUCACUUCGGAUUUCAUGCG
Messenger RNA from Suillus plorans, 1047 nucleotides. RefSeq lists its product as uncharacterized. The record is from RefSeq and is a predicted model, not a curated record. Lineage: Eukaryota; Fungi; Basidiomycota; Agaricomycetes; Boletales; Suillaceae. The transcript has 5 exons. The coding region runs from base 1 to 987 and encodes 328 amino acids.